CCAUCCAGACCGUGACGUCCUGACGGCUGACCUUCUUCCUCACAAUUAUAGAUAGAGUUGUGUUUCCUGGGUCCUCCUUUCUGCCAGCUCGCUGAUGGAGAGAAGUGACCAGAGAAGGCUUGGGGAGAGGGAGAGGGAAGAGACACAGCGAGAUGAAACAAAAGAAGAAAUAUACGAGAGGUUUCCAGGCUUGUUAUCCUGGUGGGCUCUGACAUGGCUACCUUUGGCCGGCCUCCGCCAGGGUUCAUGCAGGACUGGCCAUAGUGUGUUCUGCCAGGAGCAAUGCUGCACUGGAGGGGUCAGACCGGGCAACAGCUUGAGUGAGCAGCAGCAGCAACAACUGCAGGAGCAACUGCAACUGCAGCAGCAACAGCAACAGCAGCAACAGCAGCAGCAGCAGCAGCAGCAGCAGCAGCAGCAGCAGCAGUCUGUCUCAGAUGUAGGGAGGUGCAGUGAGGGUGGCAAGAUUGACCUGGAGGCAGGUAUCUCUUUUUACAGAGAAGAGAAGAAGUUUGGGUGUAAGCAGUGCGAUAAAACUUUCAGAUCCAAAGAAGGGCUUAGGCGACACACUGUGACACACAGUGGUGUUUCAAAUUAUGAGUGUCUGGAAUGUGGAAAAACAUUUACUCAGAAGAGUAAUCUUGACACACACACUCUGACACACAGUGGUGUUAGAAAUUUUCAGUGUUUGGAAUGUGAAAAGAAAUUUUUCACAAAGUCUGAUCUCAACAAGCAUGCCCUGACACACAGUGGUGUUAGAAAUUAUGAGUGCUUGGAAUGUGGAAAGAAAUUUUCCAGAAAGGGUGAUCUCACCAAACACAUCCAGACGCACAAUGUUGAUAGAAAUUUUGAGUGUCCAGAAUGUGGAAAGAAAUUUAUCACAAAAGCUUGUCUCACUACACAUGCUGUGACACACAGUGGUGUUAGAAAUCAUGAGUGUCAGGAAUGUGGAAAAAAAUUUACCACAAAGGUGCACCUCGCCAGGCACUCAUUGACACACAGUGGUAUUAGAAAUCAUGAGUGUCAGGUAUGUGGAAAGAAAUUUACCACAAAGUGUCACCUCACCACACACACCCUGACACACAGUGACGUUAGAAAUUAUGAGUGUGAAGAGUGUGGUAAAAGAUUUACUACCCGUUCUGAGCUCAAUAGACACGCUGUCAGACACACUGGCUUGAGGGAGUUCAAGUGUGAUGUUUGUGGGAAGUUUUUCAAGACAAAGGGUGACGUUACAGGCCACAUGAAGAUCCACUUUUGAGGUGGCAUCUGUGGACCAGUGGGGCCACACUCAGGACUAGAAGUGUGUGGCAGUGGUGGUGGUGCUGGUGAGUCUUGUGUAAUGUCCUUUUUUAUUUAUUUAUUUAUUUAUUCUGUUUUAGUUUUUUAAUGUAGGAAAGGCUUCAACAAGGGCAACAAAAUUGCAAUGUUGAAUAAAACACUGUGAAGUCCCAGGCACUUACUGAGUUAAAAGCAUCAGCCAUAGCAGAAUACAAGUGUCUUCAAACGUCCCUCUUGAAUGAGUUCAAAAUAUGGGAAGGUGGAAACACAAAAGUAGGCAGGAAGUGCCAGAGUGUACAUCCAUUAUAGCGGUUAAAUCUUGCAUUAGAGAGGCAGACAGAGUAGUGGUGAGUGGCAUAGUGAGGCUGGGGGAGGAGGGGAGGCAUGCAGUUAGCAAGAUCAGAGGAGCAGGUGGCAUGAAAAUAGUGGUAGAUGAUAGCAAGAGAUGGAAUAUUACAGCAUUGAGGAAGGCUGAGGACUCAGAGCUGAUACAGUGAAAAGCUUUUGAUUCUUCCCUCUCUGAAAGUGCCAUUUGAGUGAAGCACCCUUAUAGACACGAGGCACACCCAACACAUGGACGGGUGUGGCCCCAGGACAGUGGUAGCAGUUGGAGGGUGUGAGAAAUUUGGCAAAGACAACUAAGAACACCUGACUGUUUGGUGGCAGCAGUGUCCUUGUGUGUGUGUGUGUGUGUGUGUGUGUGUGUGUGUGACAUGAAUACACUCAACCCUUUUUAAUUUGGACCAUGUUUAUCUGGACUUCAAUUUAUCCGGAAAAUCCAACAAAUGAAUUUAAUCAAUACACGCCUCACAUACCGCCAGGAACAGCCAAUGGACAGCGGCAGGCAGUUCUAAACAAGUCCGGCCAAUACAUGUGAACUCAGCGCUCUGUCUGGAUUCAGUGAACAAGUUAGUGCAUUUUUCAUUACCUUAGAACGCCUCCUAAGGGUGUUAAACAUAAAUGAGUGGCCCAACUCUGGCUAAAAAGACUGAAUUGAUUAGAAUAUUAGAGAAUGGAGCUUGUAUUAUGAGUGGAAGGGAUUUGGUGUGGCAGAACAAACUGUGUAGAGCGUUGGUAGAUCAAAAGAUAGGCUGUGGUUAGGAAAUUAGAGAAGGGAGCUUGCUGUGGUUAAAAAAUUAGAGAAUGGAGCUUGUGUUAUGAGUGGAAGGGAUUUGGUGUGGCAGAACAAACUGUGUAGAGCAUUGGUAAAUCAAAAGAUAGGCUGUGGUUAGGAAAUUAGAAAAGGAGCUUGCUGUGGUUAGAAAAUUAGAGAAUGGAGCUUGUGUUAUCAGUGAAAAGAAUUUGGUGUGGCAGAACAAACUGUGUAGAGCGUUGGUAAAUCAAAAGAUAGGCUGUGGAAUACUGUGCCAAAUACUGUGUGGAUGCAUCAAGUAAGAGUGUUAAAGAUGCACCAAGGAAUAAUGUGAGAACUGGAAAAGAUGCUGGAUUGGAUGUCAUGGUUACUGAGUGUAUGUGGAGCAAUGUUUGGUGGAGAUCAAUGUCUCCAGUGUCGUGGUGGUGGUUGAAGGAUGGUUUGGCUGUGUGCAAGUUCGCCGACAUUGGCAAACCGUCUUAUUUCAUUCAACUGGACAAUUCACUGGUGUGCAAGUUUGCCGAUACCAUCUAUAAAACAUAAAUACAGUUACUUAUAUGUUGGUCCAUUCAUUAUUUGACUACCAAGGAAUACAAUGAACAUUAAAUCAAAGAGGUUGUUUUGAAGCCACCUACAAUAUAUUUAGACCUUUUAAUAUACUCCUAAUACUUGUGAUAUUACAACACAAUCUCUCUCUCUCUCUCUCUCUCUCUGAUCAUUGGACAGUUUGCUGAAUCUUCGUCAGCAAACAUGCACGUCGCCCAACCAUCUGUUAUCGUGGUAGUAAAUUGAGUGUACUUCAAGUCUGGAGGGCUUAUUUCUCUUAUUCAUACACUCAGUUAUUGUUGUUAGGUUAGUUUUAGAGUUAGGUUAACUUAGAUCAAGUUUGUUUUGGUUUAAUUGGUCAGGAAACCAAAAUAGACUAGAUUUUUUGCAUUUACCUCAAAAAGUCUUGAGGAGAAAAUGUAUCGAGGCAUUUGCUCCCUGAUUUUGGCUGACAUUUUUCCCUUUGUAGAGAGCCAGACACUCAAGCGGGCCAUUUUUUUUAUUUAUUAUUUAUUUAUUUUAUUUUAGUUUUAUUUUUUUUUGCUCUUGGCUGGCUCUUUUCCCUUCAUAAAAAAAUAAAUAAAUGUCUUAUCAGGACUUUUUCAUGGUCCGGACUGGUGCCUGGACCAUUUAGUCUGGAGGAACAAGGCUCAAGUGUUGUUUGUUUUCAGCUUUGUAUAUAAGGUUAAGAGAAAACUCAGUCUUGUUAAUGGUGUGUGCUAUUGUGUAGAUUGUAAGUGAAGAAAUUAAUAUAUUGUAACCACCCUCUUCCUGUUCUCUUCUUUCCUCAAGUGUUGUGUUUCUGUUGCCUCCAGUGUCGUGUCUCCAUUUCCUUAAGUGGUGUGUUUCUGUUUCUUUAAGUCUCCCAUCACACAUUUAUUUCCUCAAGUGUUAUGUUUCCAUCUCCUUCAGUCUCCCACCACACAUUUCUUUCCUCAAGUGUUGUGUUUCCAUUUCCUCAAGUGUUGUGUCUCCAUUUCUUCAAGUGUUGUGUUUCUGUUUCCUUCAGUCUCCCACCACACAUUUCUUUCCUCAAGUGUUGUGUUUCUGUCUCCUUCAGUCUCCCACCACACUUGAGGUUUUGUAUCGCUGCACACUGGAGCUUUACCGCCUACCUGCAAAGAAACACAAGAAAAGACAUUGCUUGCAGGUGAAGCAUGAUACAAGAUGUGCUUUAUUUACAACUGCCCUCCAAACAGACACUUGUUAAAAAGCCAUCCCAACCAUCACAUCAGCCACAACACUGGUGACUGAUGUAUUUACAGGCCACAUUACAUAACUGUUUGUUUUGUGUUAUGACUGUGAAACUAAUUUUAAUCUUGACUUAUGUACAGGAAAUGCAAGCUGGUACUUCCCUUCAUGUUUAAGAAAGUGGCAGAACAAAUAAAGUGUAU
Portunus trituberculatus (swimming crab) is the source of this 4311-nucleotide messenger RNA. Its product is annotated as zinc finger protein OZF-like. The record is from RefSeq and is a predicted model, not a curated record. Bases 95 to 1258 code for a protein of 387 amino acids. Lineage: Eukaryota; Metazoa; Arthropoda; Malacostraca; Decapoda; Portunidae. Gene Ontology annotation, cellular component: nucleus. The transcript has 2 exons.